AUGCUGGAGUUGGCGGCAGCAGCAGUAGCCAUGGAGGAAGGCGAGGAAGACUUCCCGUGCCCGUCGGUGUGCCGGUGUGACGAGGGCUUCGUCUACUGUAACGACCGGGGCCUGAGCAUGAUCCCUCCGCUACCAUUAACAGCUACCAUUCUCUACCUACAGAGUAACCGGUUAGCCAACUCCGGCCUGCCGCCGUCAUUAGAGCGCAGCAGUAGUAUCCGUGUGGUCUACCUUUACGCCAACCAACUAGACGAGUUUCCUAUACACCUGCCACCAUCGCUACGGGAACUACACCUGCAAGACAACAACAUUCGGACAUUGCCGCGCACGGCGUUGGCCAGGUUACCGUUGCUAGAGAGGCUACACCUGGACGACAACUCCAUCUCCACGGUGAGCAUCCAGGAGCGGGCCUUCUCCGGCACGCCGCGGCUGAGGUUACUCUUCCUCUCCCGGAACCACCUGUCCAGCAUCCCAGCCGGCCUCCCGGCUUCUUUAGAGGAGCUGAGGUUAGACGACAACCGCAUCAACACCAUCCCCACCCACGCCUUCCGGGGCCUGGCCUCACUGAGACGCCUGGUCCUGGACGGGAAUCUCCUGGCCAACACUCGCAUCGCGGACGACACCUUCUCCCGCCUGGCCAAUCUCACAGAGCUGUCGCUAGUCCGCAAUGCCCUGCAGGCCCCGCCCAUCAACCUGCCCAGCACACACCUGCUGAGGCUGCACCUGCAGGACAACGGGCUGAUCCACGUGCCCCGGGGGACACUUGACGGGAUGAGAAGGCUGCAGAGGCUGGACCUGUCAGGUAACCAACCAGUAUGAUGCUACCUGAGCCUGAUGAGCCAUACAUAAGACAUUUUAUGAGCCCUACCUUAAAAUACAUUUUGUUAUCCCAAGCCCAAAAAAGUCCAAAAGAUAGUGCCGUUAUCCAAUACAUAGCCUAUGAUAUAGGCUACCGCACAUUACGCACAACAGAAAAACAUAAAAGCCCAUAGAUGUAGAUAUGCUCUCUUGAGUAAAUAAAUGAAACAAGCUCCAGUAGGCUCAUCUUUUUGGACUUUAUUACUCUACUAUAUUACUGUAUUAUACUGUAUUAUAUCCACUGUUAUUACAGACCUUGUUCAAACCAUGAAGCUGGGAGAGAACAUGCGAUGCUGGUGCAGCACAUGCGGCCUAUAAAGUUACAAUUAUAGGCUAGCAAAUUUGAUUUUAAUUUUGAUAAUAGGGCCCAUUUAACAUUUUAUAAUUAGUAGGCUGACGCAUAUAUUCCUUUCAUAAUAUUUCCCCUAAUGUUGUGCAAUGUGCAUAUUAGCCUACCUCUUUCUCUACUGUUGCUUCAUUCCUUCCGCACUUUCAACAGUUAAUUAAAUACGUUUCGUUGUCCUUAUCUUCAUCAUUCUAAUGGCAUGCUUGCAUAAUAUAGGACUAGAAUAAAUGCAGCCGGCUUUCACUCCUCUUCAGGAAGACUGAGUGGUUAUGGGUCUGAAUAAUUAACUGCUAUAGCCUAUCACCAUCGCACGUUCUCUCUUCUUUCAACCUUCCAGUGAGUUCUAUUGGCUGCUGUAUAUAACAUUGGUUGAAGCUGGUUGAGAGUGUGCAAAGCUGUCAUCAAGGCAAAGGGUGGCUACUUUGAAGAAUAUAAAAUAUAAAAUAUAUUUUGAUUUGUUGAACACUUUUUUGGUUACUACAUUCCAUGUGUUAUUUCAUAGUUUUAAUGUCUUCACUAUUAUUCUACAACGUAGAAAAUAGUUUAAAAAAAGAAAAACCCUGGAAUGAUUAGGUGUGUCCAAACUUUUGACUGGUUCUAUAUACAGUGGGGAGAACAAGUAUUUGAUACACUGCCGAUUUUGCAGGUUUUCCUACCUACAAAGCAUGUAGAGGUCUGUAAUGUUUAUCAUAGGUACACUUCAACUGUGAGAGAUGGAAUCUAAAACAAAAAUCCAGAAAAUCACAUUGUAUGAUUUUUAAGUAAUUAAUUUGCAUUUUAUUGCAUGCAUAAGUAUUUGAUACAUCAGAAAAGCAGAACUUAAUAUUUCGUACAGAAACCUUUGUUUGCAAUUACAGAGAUUAUACGUUUCCUGUAGGUCUUUUUUGCACACACUGCAGCAGGGAUUUUGGCCCACUCCUCCAAACAGACCUUCUCCAGUUCCUUCAGGUUUCGGGGCUGUCGCUGGGCAAUACAGACUUUCAGCUCCCUCCAAAGAUUUUCUAUUGGGUUCAGGUCUGGAGACUGGCUAGGCCACUCCAGGACCUUGAGAUGCUUCUUACGGAGCCACUCCUUAGUUGCCCUGGCUGUGUGUUUCGGGUCGUUGUCAUGCUGGAUGACCCAGCCACGACCCAUCUUCAAUGCUCUUACUGAGGGAAGGAGGUUGUUGGCCAAGAUCUCGCGAUACAUGGCCCCAUCCAUCCUCCCCUCAAUACGGUGCAGUCGUCCUGUCCCCUUUGCAGAAAAGCAUCCCCAAAGAAUGAUGUUUCCACCUCCAUGCUUCACGGUUGGGAUGGUGUUCUUGGGGUUGUACUCAUCCUUCUUCUUCCUCCAAACACUGCGAGUGGAGUUUAGACCAAAAAGCUCUAUUUUUGUCUCAUCAGACCACAUGACCUUCUCCCAUUCCUCCUCUGGAUCAUCCAGAUGGUCAUUGGCAAACUUCAGACGGGCCUGGACAUGCGCUGGCUUGAGCAGGGGGACCUUGCGUGCGCUGCAGGAUUUUAAUCCAUGACGGCGUAGUGUGUUACUAAUGGUUUUCUUUGAGACUGUGGUACCAGCUAUCUUCAGGUCAUUGACCAGGUCCUGCCGUGUAGUUCUGGGCUGAUCCCUCACCUUCCUCAUGAUCAUUGAUGCCCCACGAGGUGAGAUCUUGCAUGGAGCCCCAGACCGAGGGUGAUUGACCGUCAUCUUGAACUUCUUCCAUUUUCUAAUAAUUGCGCCAACAGUUGUUGCCUUCUCACCAGCUCUCUGGUCUUGGCCAUUGUGGAGUGGUUGGAGUCUGUUUGAUUGAGUGUGUGGACAGGUGUCUUUUAUACAGGUAACGAGUUCAAACAGGUGCAGUUAAUACAGGUAAUGAGUGGAGAACAGGAGGGCUUCUUAAAGAAAAACUAACAGGUCUGUGAGAGCCGGAAUUCUUACUGGUUGGUAGGUGAUCAAAUACUUAUGUCAUGCAAUAAAAUGCAAAUUAAUUACUUAAAAAUCAUACAAUGUGAUUUUCUGUAUUUUUGUUUUAGAUUCCGUCUCUCACAGUUGAAGUGUACCUAUGAUAACAAUUACAGACCUCUACAUGCUUUGUAAGUAGGAAACCCUGCAAAAUCGACAGUGUAUCAAAUACUUGUUCUUCAAAUAUAUAUCUUGAAUAGGAUUAGGCCUAUUAUGGAUGGAAUUUGUAUGGAUAUGAUGGUGAGAGAAAGACUGAGAAUGCUCGCGUGCACACUGAUUUAAAACAAUGAUAUUAUAGUGAUAGGCUUUUUUUUUUACUCUGCAGUUGCAAUAAAAAAAAAUGCAUCUUUACAACGAAAAAAUAAGGUGACCCCCAAAAGCCAGAUGGAGAUGUGUAAAUUGGACGUGCAUUCAAUCCUUAUAUAUUACUGUAGCAUAGGCUAUGCUGCAGCAAAUGUAGUCCUACCUUUCACAAGAAAGAAAGUGACCAUGAUGAGAUGAUAUAUGCAUUGUGAACUCUGCUUCAUUCUGAGAUGCGCUGUCUGUCACCACCAGUUGAUGAUUGAUCAGAUAGCAGAGAGUAGCCGUGGCCCAUGUCAAGUCAUGCUGUUCAUAUAAAUCAUUUAUUAUAAUUUACCGGUUUCUCGCAGUUAUUUAUACCGGGAAAAGGGAAUGGGUUUGGGCGGUACAUCUCUGUAAACCGGUUCCUGCUAUUCAACCCUAAUUGGAACAGAUACAACUAAUUCACUGUUGCUAUAAUGCUAAGAUUUGACAUUGCUCUAGACAUAUACUCUGUAUAUUGCAGAGUAACUUUAGUGAACUACUCCCAAAAUGAGCCACAGAUGAGUAUAUUAUUCUACAUCAGGUCCCACCCCUUAGAGUGACUUCUGUCCUUUUCCAUCCAUGCAGGUAACAACCUGACCACUCUGCCCCGGGGGCUGCUGAGGGACACGGAUAGCCUGGAGCUGUUGCUGCUCCGGGGGAACCCCUGGUACUGUGGCUGCAACCUGCGCUGGCUCCACGCCUGGCUGUAUGGCCGCGGAGCGGCGGUGACGGUACGGGGCUUGACCUGCCACGGGCCUGAGGCGGUGCGAGGCCAGGCCCUCAGGGACCUCUCUGGGCUCAUGGGCCAGUGUGAAGGCCCCCCAGGAGGGGUGACCAGUGUGGGGGUUAGAGGAGGAGGAGGAGGUAUGGGACUUGACACUGUCUCUAGUACUACCACCUUCCCCCCGACCCAGGGUUCUCUGUUCACCCUUAGGGCCAUACGGCCGGGCCUGGUGAUGCCGUUACCACCGGGAGGAGAGGCGGGGGGGCACGCCUUACACAACGUUCUAGAACUCACGGUGAAGCAUCUGUCGGCGGACAGUGUGCAGGUGACGUGGCUGUGCCCACGGCCGGCACCCUCCUUCCGGCUGUCGUGGCUGAGGCUGGGCAGCAGCGCCGCUCUGGGUUCCAUCACAGAGACGCUGGUCCCCGGGGAGAGACAGCAGUACCUACUGACCCAGCUCACGCCACGAUCACACUACCUCAUCUGUCUGCUCCCCCUGCGCUCCUCCUCCUCCCACUCUGGAGGGUCACAGAGGUCACCGCAGCAGGAAAAGGACACAACGGACCAGAGCCCCGUCUGCGCUCAGAUAGAGACGGGGGAGGCUCUGCGCCCCGAGGGGGGAGACAGGGGUGAGGACUCGGACACAGAGAUGGCAGCCCUCCCCCUGGCCGAGAUCAUCGGCGGAGCCACGGCCCUCGUCUCCCUCAUACUCAUCUUCAGCAUCUUCUGCUGGUACGGCCAGCGCGCCGGGUACGUCUCCGGGGAAACAGACUCCUACGGGGUCAGAGGUCAGCGCGGGGUCGGGAAGCCGUACGAUGACUACGUGGAGUCGGGCACUAAGAAGGACAGCUCCAUCCUGGAGAUCAGAAGCCCCGGCUUCGCCAUGACGCCCAUGACGACCCAUCAGUCACUGCAGCCCAAAGGAGGAGAGGAUGUGACCUACGUGCACACCAUCUUCCCCUCAACGCACAGUAACGGCACCUACCGGAGCAACCAGAGUCACAACAGCAUCAUCACCCAACUGGGUCACACGGCGGGCUACGGGACCAACCGGGGUUUCCGGGAGCAAGGGGUGAUCCCGGAUAUAGACUACACCUACACGUGA
This is a messenger RNA of Coregonus sp. 'balchen', 5298 nucleotides long. The record is from the annotation of a GenBank genome assembly. Lineage: Eukaryota; Metazoa; Chordata; Actinopteri; Salmoniformes; Salmonidae.